AUGGCCACUCACCUCAUCGGAACGGCAAUCAUCACUGGUGGAAAUGGGCUGCUGGGGUCUGAAAUCGCAGUGGCUAUCGCCAAAGCGCAGCCCUUCGUUCAUAUCCUUCUGGUGGCGCGCGAUAUCAGAUCCGACAGCGUCCGCAGCGUGACGGAGAGGAUCCGCCUUAUCGGGCCCCGGUCGAUAGAAGUGGUCCGGGCCGACCUGGCCAGUUUCAACUCGGUCGUCAGCUUUUCGCAGAACACGGUGGAGCGGGUGCAGAACAAAGAGAUCCCUCCGGUGAUUCUGCUGAUCAAUUCCGCUGCCACCUCGUCGUAUGUGAACGAUGGGGUGACACGGGACGGGCACGAUCCCGUGUACCAGACGAACUGCAUCGCCCCGUUCUUGUUGACGGUCAGUCUACUUGAGGCGUUCCGUGCUGGCGACGGGACGCCCAAUGGCGGGGCUAGGGUUAUCAAUGUGGGCUGUUCUGCCAUGUCAAGGGGAUCCUUGGAUUACUUCGACAAGACUGAUGCCACUGGCAUUAAUGGGCGGCCUGGGACGCCCCUCAGUGCGAAGGAGAGUAGUGUGAGGUUCGGGAGUAGCAAGCUAUUGAUGAGCGCUGCCAUGUAUGCCUUGCGCCGGAGUCUCGUGUUGAACGGCAACAUCUCACUAAACAUCUGCACGCUCGAUCCGGGCGCAAUGGCAGGGGAGAGCCACCUAGCCACCACAACGCCCCUCUCGGUCCGAAUGGCACAUCAAGCUCGGUCUGGACUCGGCCCCCUCCUUCGGAUCUUCUCCAAGAGUGCCAUCAACAAGGCCCGUGUUCCCGCCAAGGCGAUCGUGAAAGUUGCAUUCCAGCGAGACACGGUGGGGAACUGGGGCAGAGAGCGGUAUUAUAUCCUGGACAGCGAAUACGAGGCCGGAUCCGUCAUUCCUGUGUUGCGCGACCCGCCUCGGAUGGAUCUCUUUCAACCCCGUUCACAACCCGCCCUCAGACGUCGCCGACAACUCAUCUUCCGAUUAGGCCUCAUCGCGGCCAUCUCAUUAUUCCUUUUCGUAUUCAUCUUCCCCUCAUGGCGGUCCGCGCUCCUCCCCAGUGUCUCCUUGGGCCUCUUCGCCGCCAACGAUCUGCAGAUCCAGACCGUACGAUACUAUGAUCUUGCCCAGGUCCAGGGAUCGGAAAGUGGCUGGGAACGGGAGGAGCGUGUGCUCAUGUGUACGCCGCUCCGGGACGCCGCCUCCCAUCUCCCCAUGUUCUUUUCGCAUCUGCGAAAUCUCACAUACCCCCACCACCUGAUCGACUUGGCGUUUCUCGUAUCCGAUUCGAAGGAUGAUACAUCGGGGAUGCUGACCCAUAUGCUGGAAGAACUGCAAACCGACCCCGAUCGCUCCAUGUCCUUUGGUGAAAUUUCCGUGAUUCGCAAGGAUUUUGGGCAAAAGGUGACGCAGGAUGUGGAGAGCAGACAUGGCUUCGCCGCUCAAGCGGGGCGUCGAAAGCUGAUGGCCCAGGCGAGGAACUGGCUGCUGAGUGCCACCCUGCGCCCAACUCACAGCUGGGUCUACUGGAGGGAUGCGGAUGUCGAAACCGCGCCGACGACGAUUCUCGAAGACCUCAUGCGACACGACAAGGAUGUCAUCGUGCCGAAUGUCUGGCGCCCGCUUCCCGACUGGCUGGGGGGUGAACAGCCGUACGAUCUGAACUCGUGGCAGGAAUCCGAGACCGCUCUCGCGCUGGCCGAGACCCUGGACGAGGAUGCGGUCAUUGUGGAAGGGUACGCCGAAUAUGCGACCUGGCGGCCGCAUCUAGCUUACCUCCGCGACCCGUACGGAGAUCCUGAUAUGGAGAUGGACCUCGACGGCGUUGGGGGUGUCAGUAUUCUUGCCAAAGCAAGGGUGUUUCGCGCCGGAGUGCAUUUCCCGGCUUUUAGUUUCGAGAAACAUGCGGAGACAGAAGGAUUCGGAAAGCUGGCCAAACGGAUGGGUUUCUCAGUCGUCGGCCUACCGCACUACACCAUCUGGCAUCUUUACGAACCGAGUGUAGACGACCUUCGCCACAUGGAGGAGAUGGAACUGGAGCGGCAGUACCGCGAGGAAGAAGAAAAAGAACAGGCCGAGCGCGCUCGCCGGGCAGCGCAACUCUUCCGGGACGUCAAGACAGAAAAGGAGAUUGACAACGCUUUUGUCAAGGACGAUAUGGAGACGGACCAGCAGGCGCGCAAGGUGUCUGAUUUCGCAAAACACGAUACCGUCCAGGGCGCUGAAGAAGGGUCUGCAGUUCCGGCCGUCCAACCGGCCGUUAAACCGGCAGAUGCACCGGUUGUCGCUUAA
Molecule: messenger RNA, 2310 nt
Organism: Aspergillus candidus
Lineage: Eukaryota; Fungi; Ascomycota; Eurotiomycetes; Eurotiales; Aspergillaceae
Product: Anp1-domain-containing protein
Exons: 5
Coding region: 1-2310 (769 amino acids)
Biological process (GO): protein N-linked glycosylation; cell wall mannoprotein biosynthetic process
Cellular component (GO): mannan polymerase complex
Molecular function (GO): alpha-1,6-mannosyltransferase activity
Source: RefSeq, a predicted model, not a curated record